Molecule: messenger RNA, 565 nt
Organism: Sorex fumeus (smoky shrew)
Lineage: Eukaryota; Metazoa; Chordata; Mammalia; Eulipotyphla; Soricidae
Product: elongin-C-like
Exons: 1
Coding region: 99-437 (112 amino acids)
Biological process (GO): ubiquitin-dependent protein catabolic process
Cellular component (GO): elongin complex
Molecular function (GO): protein-macromolecule adaptor activity
Source: RefSeq, a predicted model, not a curated record
GUGUGUGGGGUGCAGGUGUGGCGGCUGCAGUGGCUGCGGAGCUGAUGAGAAAUUCCUAAAUUUCCUCUGGGAGUGAGGUAGAAUUUCUUAAGAACAUAAUGGAUGGAGAAGAGAAUACCUAUGGUGGCUGUGAAGGCCCUGAUGCUAUGUAUGUCAAAUUAAUAUCCUCUGAUGGCCACGAGUUUAUUGUAAAAAGAGAACAUACUUUAACAUCAGAAACAAUAAAAGCCAUGUCGAAUGCCCCAGGUCAGUUUGCUGAAAAUGUAACCAAUGAAGUCAAUUCUAGAGAGAUCCCUUCACGUGUGCUAUCCAAAGUGUGCAUGUACUUCACUUACAAGGUUCGUUACACUAACAGCUCGACCGAGAUUCCUGAAUCCCCAAUUGCACCUGAAAUUGCACUGGACCUGCUGAUGGCUGCAAAUUUCCUAGAUUGUUAAAUAAAAUAAAUUAUAAUAAACUGUUAACUUUUUUUCAGUAUUUAAUACCCAUAGUUCAGUUAGUAACUUUUCAUAUAUAGGAUGUUGCCUGUGUGCAAUUGAACUUUUAAUGUUCAUUGCCAAGAAGA